CUUUAGAAAUGUCCUUAAAUAGAUUAAUGAAAGACACAUUUUAUUCAUCAUAUAUUUCUCCUUAUCUUGUGCUAUAUUUCAUAAUUUGUAAAUAUAUUAUCCUAUGUUUAUGAUGAUAAUACCUUUGAUUAUUUCUGGAGUGGGUACAGUAAGGUGUGCGUUUCCCUACAUAAAUCCGGAUUGUCAAUGAAAUAUGAAAUGCUAUCCUUCAUGGAAAAUCAGUCACGGAGCUGGGAGCAGGUCACGAGAUUCAGAUGUUCCAAACGAGAAAAGGCGAGAUGUCACGUUAAAGAUGGCGGACAAGGAUCAGGAAACUCGAAGUGGUUAUGUAUCCCCGAUUAAAUCUCCUGCAGACGUCCCUAAUGUGAAGUUUUCAUAUCCACAAACGGGUGUGGGCUUUGAAAAUCAAACAAAUGGAACUGAUUUCAACAUGAACACAUAUAAGAAUGCUCGUGAAUACGCACAAGCUGUUCGUCAGUGGUUGUGGCACUAUCAUUGCUGGAAUUCCAUGAACAGUUUCAUGUCAAUGAUGCCCCUGUAUGCCAUGAGUUGUCCUCACCCCGGAGGGAUGACAGGUUCUGCAGCAGCAGGCCAGUACUCAAGUUUUGGGGGCAACCAUAAUAACCUGAGACAAAGAACUGGCCAAAAUGUGCAAGCCCAGGUCCGAGCAGAUAGGUCAGCAGGACAGAGACAAGGGACAGAAUUUGCAUUGCCAUCAUUUUGGAAGAGAGUUGCAGCUGAACUGAUUGACUUCACAUUGCUGUUCUACAUUAAGCUAGUUGUUACUGUCAUUGUCAUGAGAGAGCUGGGCUACAUGGAUGGCAAUGUUGAUUACAAUUUAUUUUUCAACCUGGAAGAAAUGGAUUAUGACAAAGCUUUCGCUAUCACAUCAGAAGUUAUCGCAAUGGAGAUUGUAAAUCGACUUCUUAUUACCAUGUUUGAGACGUUAUGCUUACGUCAAGGCAUUGGAACAAUCGGUGGUUCUACACCUGGCAAGAGGCUUCUGGGAUUGAAAGUUGUUUCGUGUAGUGACAUCAUAGAUGUGGGACAUAACCGUAUUCUUGUCUAUCCUGCCCAGAACAUUGGCUGGGGAAGUGCCCUUGUGCGAUCAGUCAUCAAGAACUUUACGAUAGCCUUCUUCUUCCCAGCAUGCCUCACAGUAUUUUUCUUCAAGUACAGUCGUGCUGCAUAUGACGUUCUUGCCAGCACAGUGGUUGUCCAAGCAGGAGAGGAAGACAAUAUUUAGAGAAUGGCUGAGACUGAUGCAGAUUGUGAUAUACUGGUUCUCAUCUCUGUGCAGCUGGACUGACUAAGGGAUUGUUCUGUGCAGACAGUGAUAUUCAUGCAGCAUUGGACUGCAACUGGGAAUUUUAGAUAAUAAUUUAAUAUGUUGAUUCUGUAAAAUUAUUAUGUUAUUUCAUGUGAUGACUAAAUAUCAUUAAGAGAUAAGUGAAUAGGUUUUGAAGAUAGGGAUUUCAAAAUUAAUUUUUGUAACCAGCAAUAAUAUUUUUAUGUGUAUUUUCCUCAUGAUAUUUAUAUUCAGGUUUUCGGUAAUCUGGGUUCUGUUAAAGAGACAAUUUUCUUUGAAUUUGUCUGAUUGAGCAAUGUUGCUAAAUUUUGGUAAUUCGGCAUCAGAGAGCAACAUUUGUUUUAAAAUGUGUGGAGUUUUUUUUGGGACAGUUUGCAUAAAACUUUGUAAUGAUCCAACACAGAUACUAUUUAAUCGUUUGUUCAUAAUCAAGAUUAAUCAAGUAAUGAAUAUUGAGUGAGUGAUUAAUAUUUUUCAAUUUUAUCUAUUAAUGACCCAGAAGCUGAUGAUGUUAUUAAAUAAUCAGAAUGGACACAUUUCAUAUUUAGUUACGUUGUUGGCGAUGAAGGAUGAGGAUGAACUUACAGUGAAGGCAGUAAGAGUUUAUUGCAUGUAAAAACUGACCUAGUAGAUAUAUCUGUACUACCUGAUUGUCAAGAUGGACAAUUGACUUGCUUUAUUGGCUCAGUAACAAUGGCGUAUGAAUGCAUGCAGUGAAAUUGAUUAGCUUAUGUAAAUACCAGCAUAUAAGGGUUACAUGAUAGUAGGAGUGAAACGGUAUAUCGAGGUAAUUUGCCUUCGGCUUGGUAUACCAUAAUGCAAUCAAAAUAUUCUGUAUUUUCAGUCAUUUUAUUAACCUUUUUCUAUAAUGUCUAGAAAUGAAUCAUUUUGUCAAAAUCUAUGCAUUUCUUUGCUAGACGGACGCUGUUUUCCCUAAAGUAAGUUCUCAUAUACCGAACCGAAGGCCUUGUACCGCAAUACGUACCGUACCGUGGCUAGAGCGUACCGUUUCACCCCUACACGAUAGCAUAUAAUAACACUCGCAUCUCCACCACUAAUUCCGGUAUCAUGAGGGUAGCUAUCAGCUUUUGGCAGGCCUAUUUAGUCAUGAAGGCUACUGUUAAACAAACUUGUAGAAAGAUCUUGACAUGACAACAGAAAACAUGGAUUUUUGUAAUAGAGGAAGGUUUGUUUCACAUCUACCUGGCACAUUGUGAGAACAAUUCCAUGAGCACCGUUUCUUAGUCAGCCUCAGACCCCGUUCAGUGAGAAUGUUUUUUACCUCCACAAACAGUAAUAAAACCGUCAUAAAUUUC
Molecule: messenger RNA, 2625 nt
Organism: Haliotis rubra (blacklip abalone)
Lineage: Eukaryota; Metazoa; Mollusca; Gastropoda; Lepetellida; Haliotidae
Product: protein FAM8A1-like
Exons: 6
Coding region: 194-1246 (350 amino acids)
Source: RefSeq, a predicted model, not a curated record